Messenger RNA from Phytophthora nicotianae INRA-310, 1588 nucleotides. RefSeq lists its product as hypothetical. The record is from RefSeq and is a predicted model, not a curated record. Bases 370 to 921 code for a protein of 183 amino acids. NCBI's taxonomy places the organism in Eukaryota, Oomycota, Peronosporomycetes, Peronosporales, Peronosporaceae. The transcript has a single exon.
AAAAUUCACAAAUGUAUCGUAUUUUAUCGUUUAUUUGCGUAAAGCCAUUCACGAAAAGAAGAGCAGCAGCAUUUACUGGUUGUGCGCGGCGUUCCACUCCACAACCUUCGGGUGUUCCGCCACCAGCUUGAACACGCGCUGCAAGUUGUCGUACGAGUCCGCGAUGGUCUUGGCGAAUCCAGGCACACCACUCUUGAAGCCAAGCAGCACACCGUAGAUAGCGAGGUCUGCCACAGUGAGGUUCGCUCCAGCCGCGUAGGGGCCCUUGUUCGCAGUAAUCCGUUUCUCCAGGAAUUCCAGCGUCUUGGGCACCAUACCGCUGGACAGUUCCGCGCGCAUAGCCAGCUGCUUCUCCGUGUCCUUCUCACGAUGAGAAGCACCCCAAAGCGGGUAGUUGAACAUGUCGUCAAGGAUCGCAAACAGCUCGUCAAUGCGGUAGGCUGCAACCGGGUCGGUCACUGGGUACAGUCCCGAGAGCGUGCCGGCGUAUCGAAGGAUAGCCAAAGACUGGGCAAUAACCUCGCCGUCCACUUCCAGCACUGGCAGCUGGUUGAACGGCAACGACGGCUUGAGGUUCGUCAAUUCUUCGACAGUGAUGCGUUCGUCCUCGAACUCGACGCCUCCGAUGUAGAAGGCAAGACGGAUCGGUUCUGCACGGCCAGGUUUGGGCAUGUAGACCAGCUUAAGCUUGGGUGCGUUGUGCUGCAGCGUGUACCAUUCCUUGACCUUGGGGUGAUUGGCGAUCUUUUCAUGCGUCUCAUUGAUCAACUUGUAGCCAUCCAGUACUGUAGUGGGGAUGUGGUCGAUGUAGCCGGCACGCAGAGACUUGACCCAGGCGUAGAUGGCCACUUCAUGGAUGAACACAUCCUGGGACUGGAAGACCGGGAUCUGCUUCAUCUUCUCGAGGCGAGCCUCAAAUAGACCAGCGUAGCGAGGGAUUGUGACAGUGGCCAACUCCUCACGCAUGGCCUUCUUCUUGUCCGCGUCGGACUCGCUGAACGCCGGGCCCAUCUUCUCCUCGAGCUCGCCCAUGGCGUGCAGCAGCUCGUCGAUCUUAAGUGCCAGGUAGGGCGCGCUAACGGGGUAGAGUCCUCCCAUGCGACCGGCGAAGCGCAUGAUGGCGUGCGACUGGGUGAACACCUCGCCAUCCACUUCGAGGAUCGGCAGUUGUCCCAGGGGCAGUGACUCCUUUAUGGCAGCGAAUUGCGCAUGGCCGAUGCGCUUGUCCUCGAAAGGCACACCGCCGAUGUAGAAGGCCAGACGCUGGGCCUCGGCACGCCCGGCGGCGGCGAAGUAGAUGAGCUUAAUGGACGGGAAGGCGCUCAUCGCGGAGGUAAAGAGAUCUUGCUGGUGGGAAGGUGUAGUGGUACACGUGGAGCGAAUUGAAGACUGAGGAGGAGGAACGCUCAUCACGCAAUGUAGAAGUGAGCAAUCGCCCCGACUGUACAAAUGUAUGUACGCAAACGGAUCUUGAUGACGUCAACUAUGGCUGCUGCCACCGACUGUGUUAAACGGAAGUUUGGAGCACCGGAAGUACCAAAAAAAAUAGCAAAAAAAAAAGUUGCCAAAUAAACUAGCGCGACAAGAA